Protopterus annectens (West African lungfish) is the source of this 4444-nucleotide messenger RNA. RefSeq lists its product as uncharacterized. Gene Ontology annotation, cellular component: external side of plasma membrane. The record is from RefSeq and is a predicted model, not a curated record. Gene Ontology annotation, biological process: B cell proliferation involved in immune response; B cell receptor signaling pathway; regulation of B cell activation. The transcript has 18 exons. Lineage: Eukaryota; Metazoa; Chordata; Ceratodontiformes; Protopteridae. Bases 195 to 1874 code for a protein of 559 amino acids.
CGCAGCUCGCUCUGAGGAUUACUGUGGUGUAUUUAAAGCAGAGACUUUAGCUGCAUGGCGAAACGUGCUCCAAGCUAGCUGAUUUCCCUUUUGGAUAUCUAUAUUUUCUCCUUAUAGGGUGGUUUCUCUGCACUGUACUGUAAAUUGAACUUAAAAUGCUUUAUCUGAAUUAGAAAUACAAAGAUCAAAUAACAAUGGUUACUAUUCAUUUGAGUAUCUUUUUAUCUGCUGCAUGCGUUUUCUCUCAUGAGAUGAAUGCUGAAUACAUCACUAAGCAAGAGUCAGAAACUAUCAUUUUGUCCUGUGGACCAGCACGGAACAUUAGCAACAAAGAAGAGGUCUCAUGGAAAAGAAGUAAUGAACAUGAGACUGUGGCUAACCUAACGAUAGAAGCAAAGACUGACUUUAUUAAGUUUGUAGAAAUAAUCUGGGGCCCAGACAGCUUUUAUCUGAAAGUUGAAAACUGGAGCGGUGAUUGUACUUUGAUCAAAUGCCGUGAUGAGAAUGGCACUGAAAUCACUACCUACAGGGCAAACAUUACAGGUAAUGGUAGCCUUGUGGAAGUUGAAGUCAGUUACAGUGAUAAACCUGUCUGUAACAACACUGAAAUAUUCUGCAAUGGAACUUCAAAUCCUGAUAUGACAUUAACACUCAAGAGGUCUAGCCACAAGAUAAGAACAGAUCAAAAACUAUUCCUCAUCUUUAAAAAUUACAGAUUCUUCCUUGCCUUCAGCCUAACAUCGGCCGACUUUGGAAGGUACAUCUGCAGACACAACAAUGGAAUACACAUUAUCACUGUUGCACUUAUGGGCUGGUGGGAAAUAUUCAUCAAAAAUCGCUACUGGCUAAUAGCAGUGGGUAUCCUGAUUUAUUUCGUCGUCUCAGUCUUUUUUGUAGUAAUCUACUUAUGCAUCCAAAGGAGGAAAGCAGCAAGGAAACAGAAGCUACGGAGAAUCACAGAGUGCAGGAGUGUCAUAAAUGGAACAAGAAUUCAAAUGGCCAAUAAUUACACAGCAUCUUCUCAAGCACAGACUCCUAAUGGUACUGCAGUGGAUGAAGAGGACAACAUCAGCUAUGAGAAUGUAGAGGAAACAAAAGCAUCAAUCCAGUUCUGUGCAUCAGUGUCCAAGGCCAAUGAAGGAGAUGAUGGAGAUUCUUAUGAGAACAUUUCUGAUAUUGAUACAAAGAAGGAAGACAGCAAUUCUGAGGAUUAUGAGAUGCCUGAUGAAACACAGAUGACAACUGCAAAUGUGAAUGACCCUGAAACACAAAGCCAGGAUUCUGCUGAUUAUGAGUCCCCUGAUGAAGGACAAGAAAACGACACAAGAGAAGAGCCUGAUGGACAAACUGCUGAGUCUGAUGAUGAAGAUAGCUAUGAAAACAUGGGAAAACUGGCAGAAGAGGGCAAGUCAGAUGAUGAGGCCAGCUACGAAGACAUGGGUAAAAUGGGAAAUAAUGACUUAUCUGAUGAUGAGGAUAGCUAUGAACAGAUGGGUAAAAUGGCAGAGGACAACAUUUCCAAAGAUUCCCCAUCAUAUGAAGACAUUGAUGAAUCUUUUAAUGCCUCUGAGAAAAACACAGAACUGCAGCCUCACAUGGAGAAAGAAGAAUCGGAUGAUGAUGCUGACUCUUAUGAGAAUAUGGAUUGCUCUUUUUAUGGUGAAAACAAGGAAAGUGAAGUACCAUAUACUGAACACCCAAAAGAUGAAUGCUAUGUGGAAUUUGAUUCCGAAGCCUCAGUGACACCAACAGGUAUGACAGUAACAGAAAGCAGGACAAACAGAUAUAAAGAUGAAGAUUGGAAGCACUACAAAACAGCAGCAGACGAGAAGGGAACUAGGAAAGCCAGCUGCACUGGAUGGAAUGUUAAUUAAACUCCAGUGAAGUUUCCAUGAGAACCCUUUCCAGAGGGUCUACAGUGUGAAUGUGUAGAGGAGAGCUGGUCAUGUGCACUUUGACAAGAUUCCUUGCUGCUGCAGGGGGGAGGAGCAGGUACCGGUACCACAGAACAGCAUGUCCUAAACAAAGCACCUCACAACAGUAAACUGCUGUAACGUUGCAGAAAACUAUAGUGCAUUUCUUGUCCUGUGAUUCGCCUCAUUGGUUCUAUGGUAUCUUUAUUUUUAUUCCCACUGUUGUUAUAGAUUUCAUCCAAGAAGACUAAUGAAUCCAUGUUUGAAGCAUGCCUACAAGGACUCACACAUCUAAGUUUAAACUCUUCCCAUCUGAAGACCUUAGUGAUAACUGCAAACACAUUUUUUGUUCACAAAGCAGGAUACUAAAAGUAUCUGAUGAGAAGAAGGCCUUCUGCAGUACUAUGAUAAGAUGCCACUGACCACAAGAAGUUCCAGCAAUUUCCUGCUCAGAUUCAGCAACAUCUGCUUUAUCUAACUGCUCUACCUCUUGUGACAAGAAAACUGUUUAGAUGCAGUGCCAGUGCUCGUUUCCUGAAUGCUAAUGACAUGACCUACUAACGUUUGAAUGGCACCAGCUUGUGUUGUUUUAGCUGCACACUUAGAACACUUCGUAAACUGCAGGGAAUAUCAGUAAAAUGAUAUCAAGAUGAUCUCCGUAAAGAUAACAUGAAGAAUGUGUAGGCUUUAAUUAGUUGUCAGUACAGCUGCAUUCACUGGCACGCAUUUGUGUCUCACAGACAUUAUGAAAAACUUUGCAGUAUGACUGUACCUACUAGUACUAUAAGGAACAUAUGUCCUCAGUCAGAUUCUACACUCUUACUCUCAGCUGGGCAUGGUACAUAUAUACAAGCUAUGUAUGUCUGCACACAGAUCCACACUGCCAUAAUCCACUGUAUAACACACGGAAUACUGCAUCAUACAUGUUCUUGAUCCAAUUUGUCAGUUCACUGUCACACAACAUAUGUUCUCUGAUGCUUUGUCUUCAUUGUGUCUGCUGUGUAUUCGUGGAUGUGCACUUCACUGUGGCAGUCCCACUUGCCUGUUUUCCUGCUUCAGUGUGUUACUUUCAUUUCAUGUCACACUAACAUACAUAUUAAGCUCAAUUCUUGCACUUCAGGUCCAUUCUGCGUCACAAAGAACAUGUGCAAGAUUUUAAGGGAGAUCCAUUCUGUACUACAGUGAGUGGGAUGCAUGUUCUCUAAGUAGCAGCAGGAGGAAGGGAGUACUGCACUGGGUACAUUGCACCGCUGUACUAUAAGUAUGCUUCCUUCAUCUAAAUCUGUAGGUUCAGUCCAAGUUAUGGUCUGUAUACUUUAGUUUCAGAUCUUGCUCAAAAUUCCAUUUCCUGUCAAAGUGAAAGCACAGUAGUUCAGUUCUUGCACAUUUGGUCCAUUGUGUGUCACAGUGAGUGCAUGUAGAAUUCCGAGAAACAUCUGUUGUGUACUACAGUAAGCAGGAUGCAUAUUUGGCAUGCACCAGCAAGGGAGGGAGUUCUGAACUGGUGACAUCGUGCUUCCUUCAUGUAAGCCUGCAAACUCAUUCUGAGUCAUACCGAUUAAAAAUCUCUCUAAUAAUGUAACAAAAGUGUGGCUUUCUGCUCAACCCAGUAGUGUUACUGUAGUUCAGGUUACUAAUUCUGGAGAGGUACUGCACAGCUAUUGUCUACAAACAUAAACUACAGAUGUUGACAUCAUGUGGUGAGCUUGCUGGUCAUAUUCGCUCCCUAGAUUCUAAAUACAAGGACUGCAGUCCUUAUCACUGACAACCAGGCAAUUCAGAACUGACAUUCACUGGGAGUGACUGUAACAAGUGAAACCACUAAAGGACAGUGCAUCUGAUUCUAUUAAAAGAGCAUCAGCGGUACAUCUUGCAAUUCGCUGUCAGCGAAAUACAAAGGCAAGUCAUGCAGAGUAUCAGAGUAACCUAAAAUAAAAUUUCACAAACAUAAAUACUGCAAAUGAUGCUGAGAGACAUUAAUCAGAUUUAUAGUUGGUCCCAAAUUGCAUUGAAGGUUUAAUACAUUACUGCUACAUUUAAGGGUUUAAUACACCAGAGCCAGUGUACAGUGUACUAUGCAUUUUUGGUAAUAGAAAUGGUCAAGAGUGCAGCUUUAUGUCAGAUGUGCAGCGGUAGCAUCACUUGCCAAAACUGUGAAUUAUAAAAGUAAAAGAAAGAGACUGUGUCUUUUUGUACAAGACUGACUCAAAGGUUGAAGUGCAACAUAUCUCUGUGCUGUAUAUGUAUCAGAUGUGAGUUUCUGUUGUUUGUUUCCUUCCUUCAUUUAAGGACGCCUUUAACAUAAGUAAUGUUUGAAAAUUUGUAAGAAAAAAAAAUAACAGCUGUCAUGAACCCAAUACAUAAUUACUUCCUGUUAAACUUGGACUGUAACUUCUCUGCCAAGAAUUUGUCUAUAAUUGCACAUUGACAGAUCUAGUGAAAACUGGGCAUAUAAGGCUGCAUUCUCUGGUAAUCAUGUCUAAUAUAUAUAUAUAUAUAUAUAUAUAUAUAUAUAUAUAUAUAUAUAUAUA